ACAUGACGUUGGUACAAUCUUUCAAAAAUACAUAAUUCUGUAUUGAACCUAUAAAUUCACACACACUUCACCAAUGACCAACUAAGUGAUGAGAAACAAAGACAAAAGAGAUCGAGAUCUUCUAGUGCAGAAAACGGUUCUCCCCUUCAUUUAGGAAUUGCACCAAUAUAUGUAGAGAUGUCAAAGGAAGCACUGUCCGGGGUUGAAUGGAGGAUAAACGUACCGGAUGGGACAUCGUCCAAGAUAUUGGUGAGGGAAUCCGGUCUGGUGAGUAAGAUAAAAGGUCUGCUAGGAGGGCUAAUCUUCACAGUUUGGAGGUUUCUGGUGAAGGCUUGGAGUUUAGGAAAGGCAGAGCCUGAAAAGGUUGUCCAUGGUCUGAAAUUAGGGCUGACAAUUUCUAUUGUUUCGCUCCUAGUCACCGGCACUUUCGUUGCCGGGGCACUCGGCCUAGGUAUUCACUGGCUUGCUGAUCAUGCAGGACAAAAGGCGAAGCCUGUGAUUCUCGCAAUCUCAGUUUUUCUAUUCGGAUGCGUAGCUGAGUACUUCAAAGAAAAUGGGAAGAUUAAGGAGGAUGAUGAGGAUCAUAGCAAGAAAAUCCAAGGCUAUAAAUGUGUGCUUAAUUCUAAGGCAUCAGAAGAAUCUCUGGUAGAGCCAAUUUUGUGGGAUGGGAACCUGCACAUGGCAGCUUCUGUUUCGGAUAUCCAUGGUAACAAUACCUCAAGAGUCAAGAUCGGUGCUUCAGUGCGAAACUGUGCUUACUGCAUUGAGACUCUAAAUGCUUGUUUAAGCUCUGAAAUUCAGGCGCCUACAUGCAUAAAAAGCCACCUCAGUGAUGUGUCCAUGAGACUUUGCUCUUAUUCUGCCCAUGUGUUAACCGAGUUGGCUACAAUGAUCAAAACAAUGACAAAGUCCUCAACCUUAGACGUCUUAGUUGCAGUACAAGAACUCCAAGACGCCUUGAAGUCCCAUACAAACCCCUAUAUGGCACCUGAGUUGUUAACUGCAGAAGGGCCUGGUGAUGCUAGCGGAGAACCGAUCACAAAAUCUGGCACACCACUUCUCCUGGAGAUUAUUCCACUGGUCACCACGGUGUCUUUGCUGAUAGAAAUUGCAUUGAGAAUAGGUGGUGUUGUGGAUGCGGUGGAAGAACUAACAUGCCUUACGGCAUUCAAAGCCUGCAGCAGAUCGCAUGGAAAAACCAAAGAAAACCAAACCAUACUGCAAUGAAUCCAACACAUCCCCUCACACACCGUGUACCGUAUAAAGCUUUGAUUUUAAU
Molecule: messenger RNA, 1279 nt
Organism: Rubroshorea leprosula
Lineage: Eukaryota; Viridiplantae; Streptophyta; Magnoliopsida; Malvales; Dipterocarpaceae
Source: the annotation of a GenBank genome assembly